Maniola jurtina (meadow brown) is the source of this 6094-nucleotide messenger RNA. RefSeq lists its product as uncharacterized. The record is from RefSeq and is a predicted model, not a curated record. The transcript has 8 exons. NCBI's taxonomy places the organism in Eukaryota, Metazoa, Arthropoda, Insecta, Lepidoptera, Nymphalidae. Gene Ontology annotation, molecular function: lipopolysaccharide binding; RNA binding. The coding region runs from base 227 to 4792 and encodes 1521 amino acids.
GUCAUUUCAUGGCUGGCAGAUGGCUGGCUUUGGGAGCUUGAGCUUGAUUUACUUUUGUUACGAAAGAGAGCUGGGUUUUCUUUGAAAGUGGCGAUUUCUGUCAGAUUGCCUUUUAUUUACAUGUUGGUGUGCUUUAUUCGAUAAUGUCAAGAUGAAGUGGUGUUAGUUGCGGUAAAGUUAUAAUGUUUUCGAUUUAGAAGGUGCAAUAUCAGUCUGCCAAAACAAAAUGAACGACGGGGACUGGAUAUGCAGCGAUCCGAAUUGUGGUAAUAUAAACUUCGCUCGUCGGUCUUCUUGCUACCGCUGCAAUAAAGAAAGGCCCGAGGCAGCGAAGCCCUCUAAAAAGAAACUCGGGACGGAGAUAGGAAAAUCUGCAGCCGAGAAAUCACGCGGACUUUUUAACGCCGACGACUGGCAGUGCAACAAAUGUGCAAAUGUGAACUGGGCCCGGCGUCCGACUUGCAAUGUGUGCAAUGCACCAAAGUUUGGCGAAGUUGAAGCCCGCACAGGAUACGGCGGAGGCUACAAUGAGCGCGGUGUAGUAGAGUACCGAAGAAGGGAGUCUUCUUCUGACGAUGAAUAUGAUGAAUUUGGAAGAAAAAAACGGAAGCGAAAGGCUGAUUUUGAUGACAAGGUUGGCAUCACUGAAGGACCUGUUAACAAAAUUUUGCCACCAAGAAUGCUGCAGAAGGGAAAAAUGGACCCUGUUAAGCCAGUACCAGCGCCAAGUGGCUCUUUGCAGGCUAACAAACAGACAGACAAAGUCAGUGGCAGUCUUAGUGAUGGCUCAGUAUGUGAACUUCCUCCACUCAACAGAGUAGCAUUCAAGAGAAAUCAUUAUAAUUCUUAUUAUUACAAUGUCAACAAAACAAUUCCACAAGACCAUACCAAUCCAUAUAGAGGUAAUGGCAUCCAGCGUAAACGUUUUACUAGCAUGGGUGACAAGGAUCAUACUGGCUCCUCUGGUUAUGAGACUGGUUCGAAGAAGGGCAAAAGUGAGAGUGUGUCGCCUGCUUUAAAAUCUUACAAUCCAGUCAUGGAAAAUAGAGUUUCUUCUACUAACAAUGAUGUGGUCUACAAGUUCACAGGGUCAACACCAUCCGAAGAUUUUGAAGUGACUUAUUCAGUUAAAGAAAGAGUUACAGCAGCUGCUUAUGCUAUUGUGUAUAAUAAUUGCAAAAUGAGUACUCAAAAAUUUGAAUCAAUGUAUGACAAACCGGCACCUGACUUUAAAACGAUUUUUGCUUGGAGACAAAAACUUUUAUAUACAGGUUGCCUAGUUGAUGGCCACUUAGAAACACAGAAAAGGGAUGUGGAAAAGCCUGUAUCUACUGAAACAACAAAAUGUGAAAACAAACCAAAAAUUUGUCAGAAACUGCCUAACCCUGAAGAAAUUCCUAUAGUAUCAGAGAGUGAAGAUGACUCUCCUAAAGCAACUGAUGAUAAUAAACAGUCUUCCUUUAUUGGAAGACAAAGAAGUGUUAGUAUUGAAACUUUAAAUAAUACCAGAGUGGAAAAUGAGCCUAGAGCUGCCAGUGGCUCCAUAAGCACUUUGGAUGACAGGGGAUCCCAAGGAGGGAGUCAAUCAGCUUCAUCACAUCCUAGGUCCAGAUCUACUUCUUGUGACAGUCAAGAUUCCAACUAUCCUGAAUCUGACUUAGAGAAAACAGAUAAUAAAGUUGGUAAAAGAAAGAGCCCAUCUGUAAAGUCAAAUAAUACAAGACAAUCAGUUCAGGAGUCAUCAGAUUCUGAGUCAGUGUCUUACAAUAGUGAGGAAGUCGAUUUUAGAUCUAGAAUUUUUGGAGAAAGAAAAACUAGGCGUAAAGUAAAAAAGCGUUCUGUCCCUAUUCCUCCAGUUAAUAAUAAUUAUGUACCCAGUGAAAGUCACUCUUUUCAAGGAUAUAGCACAGUCAAGCCCGUUGAGCAAUCACCGUUAACAACAGGGAAUAUUUACACAAUGAAUUUACAAAAUAUGGGUAUCAAACCUAAGCACCAUGAAAAUCUACACGACACUGAUGGAUGUUCUAUUGAAUAUGUACCUACAAGGUUGGCAGCAACUGCUAAAAGAAAUUACCAAAAUUUUAAAGAUAAUGUAAAGAAAAAGGGAUUUUGGGCUAAAGCAAAUGGAAAUACAUUUUCCAACAAUAAACCGCGAUCACCACAAUUAGUAAAAGGUACCUGCAAUGAAAAGACUAGGAUCAAUAAUUAUUCAUGUGAGCCAAAAGGAUAUACUUCUACAGCUCGUCCAUUAGUUGUCAAUCAAAUGGAAUCCACACCACGCCCAUUAGCUGUCAACCGAAUUGAGACCACACCGGUUGUCAAUCAAAUUGAGACCACUCCACGUCCACUUGUUGCCAAUCAAAUUGAGUUGAAAUCACGCCCAUUGACUGUCAAUCAAAUUGAGACUACACCACGUCCACUGAUUACCAACUUUAUUGAGUCUAAACCACGUCUAUUGACAGUCAAUCAAAUCGAGACCACACCAUGUCCACUCAUUGUCAACCAAAUUGAGUCUAAACCACGCCCACUGGCUGUCAACCAAAUUGAGUCUAAACCACGUCCAUUGGUUGUCAACCAAAUUGAGUCUAAACCACGUCCAUUGGUUGUCAACCAAAUUGAGUCUAAACCACGUCCAUUGGUUGUCAAUCAAAUUGAGAUCACACCACAUACAUUGGUUACCAAUCAAAUUGAGACCACACCACGUCCACUGGCUGUCAACCAAACUGAGGAUUUCACAAAAGAUGUAUUAGAAACUAAUGUGCCAGUAGAUCAGUACCUGCCAUUUGAUAAGCCAUUAGAAACGGUAGUAACAUGCGAUUUCUCUAAACCACCUCCAGUGGUUGACCUGAACACCUCCAGUGUCUUUGAGAUGGUGCAGUCUAGUUCAGCAGUGAAAACUAGAAGUAUUAUGGAUAUUUUUAACUCCAAUGAACAGACUGAAGGAAGUCCAGAAAGGAGCAAUGAUAUAAAAAAGUUUGAUAGUGUGCGAAAAAUGUAUGAAACUAAAUGGGAUGAGGACGACGAUGCCCUUUACCAAAUUUCAGAUCCAGUUGAUCUACAACCUUCCGACACACAUGAUAGGUGCACCCCAUCACCUAGUGUUGGAUCUCUCCGAAUCCAAAGUCCUGUGACAAACAUGUUGUAUGCUACAAGUGAUGAAAGCCCCGCUAAACCAACAAACGUAGAUUUCAUGAAAGGUACCUUACUAGGUUUAUUGCAGGACUUGCAAGAUGGAAUUGAUAUUAAAAUCUCUGAUAAAGUCCCUUGUUAUACUGACAAUUUUGUUCACACUCCACAAAAGGAAUCCAAUGAAAAUGUUAACAAGUUCCAACAGCAACAAACAAAAGUGAUAGACAUAACUCCACCAUUGCCCUUGGAACCUAUUCCUAUGGAUAUAGAAGAAGAAAUGAGAUGUAUGUCUAACGAACGAGAAGAAUUACCUACUGUUAACAAGCCUAAAACGAUUAGUCCAUCAAAAAAAGUACAUGUACUGGAAUCCAUAACAAUCAAACCAUCGAACCUUCCAAAUAACACCUAUAUUACUAAUAAUUUAGACCAAGAAACAAGUUUGCAUAAAUUGCCAGUAGUUAUUGAACAGCCAAAACAAAAUGUGGCACCACGAAAUGUUGUGCAGUCUGAAACAAUCACACCUGGUAUUCAUAAUCUGCCUCAAUUAGAUUUUUCAAAUUUAUUAUCUGGAAUUAACACAAAUGCAAUUAUGUUAGCUCUUCAAAAUUUGCAGCAGUUUUCACAACAACCUAGUGAUAGUUCAAAUGAGAAGAUAUGUAGUUCAGGUCAGGAGGAUCAACUAUGUGAAACUGAGGCUGUGGAAACAAUAAACUUAACUAAUGAUGAGGAAUGGGAAAACGAAUCCAACCAAGACGAGAGAAUAGAAAGAGAGUUAGAGAAGUUAGAUGGCAACACGGGUGACACACCUUUUUUAAGUGAUAUUUUUGACCCUGGUCCAGUCGUUAUGCCAGCGAAUCUAUCUAAGAAGUUGAAUAUAAAUAUUAAAUCUCUGGAAGAAAAACCCAAAACGCAAACUCCACAUUUAAAUGAAAAUGCGCCUGUGAUAGGAAACUUUAAAAGCUUUGCCCUUCCAAAGCCGAUUAUGUUGAAUAGGUUAAAGUUAGCCGUUAAGCAACCUGAAAAGGGCAACAAAGCAUGCAAUGGAAAACAAUCUAAAAGAUCCAAAAAGGGUAAAGCGUCUGGCUCCCAGGGAGCAGAGGGCGGGGCGGAGGAUGAAGAGGAGGAGUCGGGGGACGAGGCUGAUCUCUCUAAGUAUGAUCUGUGGGGCAGCGAUGGGGAACAGGGCAACUCCUCCAAAAUGGAGAGUGAAGAAAAAUCGAAAGACGAUGAAAACGAUGAAGAUGAUAGACAGAGUCCGUCAGACAAAAACGGGAAAUCUGAAUCAAAAAGUAAAAAAAGGAUUAGAAGUUCUUCGUCGUCGUCGAGUUCGUCUUCGAGUUCCAGCUCUAGUCACAGCUCUGGACCGGAAGCACCAAAAAACAAGUUCGACGACUUCAACUUGAACAGCGAGCGCGAAGGGUCGCCAAAGAAAGGCAAGUCGCGGUCCCGCUCGCGCUCGCCGCGCGCGCGCUCCGCCGGCGCGCCGUCGCGCCGCAAGUCGCGCGACAGCCGCUCCGGCGGCGAAUCCAGAUCGUCGCGCGACAAGGAGAAGUCGCGGGACAGAGAGCGUCGCGACAGGUCGCGCGGCUCCCGGGAGCGCAAGGAGCGCCGCUACAGUCGCGACGGCAACAACCACUACAGCGCGAGAGGUCGACACCGCUAGGUUAAAUAUCCGUUUAUAAUGUACGCGCGGGGCUCUGUAUGCAAGUUUAAUAUACGAAUACUAUCUAAUCUAAACUGGCAUGUACCGUACUGACGACUGGAAGAAUUUUACGACGAAGACGACGAAAGGAUUUUUCCACCACUCUGUACUCUGUGUCUCUUGUGCAUUAUAAAUUUAUCUAUUUCAUCUCGCCAUCGUCGCCUCGAUCUGCCGCGCUGGCGUUGAUGAGUCUGGGGACUCCAGAAAAAAGUAGAUUUUGUCCACAUACGGCACACAUGACCUGCCCAGUUCCAUUUAAGUAAAACGGCUGCAAGGCCAAUGAGUACUGCGAAUGAAUUUUCUAGAACAUCUCGAUGAAUUGACGCACACAUUGUCGUGCACUAAAUAUUUAUCGUGACAACCAUUAUGAUGUCAAAUCUGCAAUGAUAAUGAAAUCUUCAAAUAUGCUAGUUGGCAGUUAUUUGAUUUUUUUAAUGAUAUCUUGAAAACCUUGAUGGCACUAUAAUGUCAUAUGAUGUUUUUGUAAAAAAAAAUAACUCGGACUGACAGAAACUCUUAUAACGUUAUAAUUAUAGAGAUGCACAAUGCGAAUAUUAAUUUAGUGGCCAAAAUAACGAAAGUAAUCUUGUAGAACUAAAUGACAGGGCAAGAAUAUUAAAACAGGAAACUUGAGAUAAACGCUCCAGGGGAUUAUUUUUUGACAUUUGUUGUAUGAGCGAAAUGCCAAAAACACGAUACGCAAAACAUACAAACAUACAAAACGCAAACAGCCUCUUUAUGUACUGCAUCCGAUAAGAAUCCGAGGAUUCUCGAUCCGAAGUGGCCGUACUAAUUUUCGUUGCAACCCACUAAGGAGGUCCAAAAUAAUUGAUUCUGCGCAUUCAAGAUCAUGACUAGAUCCAUUUAAGAACUUUGUUCUGGAUGGGCGCCAUAAUAUUACAUGAGCGGGUAUGACGCCGAUGAAAUAUGUGCUCGGAAUCCCGCUAGAUUUGUUCCUUAAAGAGUUGUUUUUGUAUGCAACUGUUUGUCUUUUUUUUGUUGUCUUGCAAAAGACCUUUUAAUGUAGGCAGGAUGCCUACUAUAUGUGAUUUAUUAUAAUUGUAAAAUUUUAAACUGACUUCUGCAUAUUUACCUUUUAAAAUGUGUAAUUAUAUACAUGUAUAAUUAUUUAGUCUGUACAAAAUGACUUCUCACGCGCCAUUGUAACUCUAUGGGUCAACUUUCGUGUUAAAAGUAAGGUUUGCCUUGGACUUCAUCUGUGUUGGUGUUAUGUUAGCUGGCGGGCGUGCUCUGCUUUUUUGG